AGACUUUUUGAGUGGAGAAGGAAAGUGAUGAGUCAAGUGAAGUACCUCUAGUCACUCUCUGUGUAAAUUUCACUCUCAUCUCAUGGCACUUCUUCUCCGUCCAUCUCCGUCGUCGUCACUUCUUUAACUCCAUAACCACUUUCUUUAACUCAUAGCCACCAAUAUUUACAGAUGGGUUGCACGGCGUCAAAGCUAGAUAACGAAGACACAGUCCGUCGGUGUAAAGACCGACGUCGUUUAAUGAAAGAAGCCGUUUACGCUCGCCAUCACUUAGCCUCGGCUCACUCUGAUUACUGCCGUUCUCUUCGUAUCACCGGCUCGGCUCUCUCUUCCUUCGCCGCCGGUGAACCUCUCUCCGUUUCCGAUCACACCCCCGCCGUGCUCCUCCACACAUCCUCCAACACCACAACCACCCCUCCACCACCGCCACGUAUUCAUAUCCCAAAACCACCGCCACCGGCGUUUACUCCGAUGACGUCAUCACCGACGAUAGCAUCUUCAAAGCUCCCUCAUAUACUCUCUGCUUCUUCUGUUUCCUCUCAUAAUCACCGUCAACAGCCGUUACAGCAGAAAAAACCCGUUAAACUGCCGCAUAUUUUGUCUGGGUCAAGUUUGAAUUCGUAUAAUGAGGAUUACAAUUAUACGUAUGAUGCGAAGGCGAAUUCGAAUUAUUCGGGUACUCCUUCACAGGCUUCAUCUGUUUGGAACUGGGAAAAUUUCUAUCCUCCUUCUCCUCCUAGUUCUGAGUAUUUUGAACGUAUCAACAAGAAAAACAAUUCGGCAAAUGAUGAGGAUGAUGAUAAGGCAUCAUCUUAUUCACAAUACUCUCAGCAUCUUUAUCAUCAUGAGCAAUCAGUUCAUGGGAAAUCGAACAAGCAAUUCGAUUUUUUCGAUACUGAUAGUGUUAAAGAUGAGAUUUUGACAAAUGGGUCUGUCAAGAAUCAGAAAAAUGUUGGUGAAAACAAGCAGAACUAUGCAGCUCAUAACUGGGAAAGUGAAGCUGAGAGAGAAGAAGUACAGUGUAGUGAGUGGGAAGAUCAUGAUCAUGAUCAUUACAGUACUACUUCUUCGUCUGAUGAUGAUGAAGAGGAGCAAAAUGAUGAGAUAAGAUCUGGGUUUGGGCCAACCCGGGCGAAUUUCGGGUCUACUGCUUCAGUCAAGAAUGAAGAAGGUUCUAAUAUUAAUGUGAAUGCGAAGAGUUUUUCAGGGAAGAAAUCUGAUAAGAUGUCGUCGGAGGAUGGAGGGUCGUCGUCGAUGAGUUGGGGGAAUAAUGGAAAUGGGAAAGUGGAAAUGGUUUCUGAUACAAGUAUGGUGGUGAGGCAUAAGGAUUUAGCAGAGAUUGUUGCUGCCAUUAAGGAAUACUUUGAUAAAACUGCUUCUGCUGGUGAGCAGGUGUCUGAGAUGUUGGAAACAGGUCGAGCUCAGCUCGAUCGCAGCUUUAAGCAGUUGAGGAAAACUGUGUAUCAUUCAAGUGGAGUAUUUAGUACCAUAAGCUCCACCUGGUCUUCAAAACCUCCAUUGGCGGUCAAGUAUCGUUUUGAACCUAGUUCUAUUGAUGAAGGUGGUCAAAAGAGUCUUUGUUCCACCUUGGAGCGACUCUUGGCAUGGGAAAAGAAACUAUAUCAGGAAGUAAAGGCCAGGGAAGGGGUUAAAAUUGAGCAUGAAAAGAAGUUGGCAACAUUACAGAGCCAGGAAGGCAGAGGUGAUGACGGAGCCAAGUUGGACAAAACCAAGGCCUCAAUAAAUAGGUUGCAGUCACUGAUGGUGGUCACAUCGCAGGCUGUUUCCACUACGUCCUCUGCCAUUAUUGGUCUAAGAGACUCUGACCUUGUCCCACAGCUUGUUGAACUUUGUCAUGGAUUCAUGUACAUGUGGAAAUCCAUGAACCAGUUUCAUGAAGUUCAGAAUGACAUUGUGCAGCAGGUGCGCGGCCUCAUCAAUAGAGCAACUAAUGGUCAAUCGACAUCCGACCUACACCGGCAGGCAACACUUGACCUUGAGUCUGCUGUAUCUGCAUGGCACUCGAGUUUUUGUCGCCUGAUAAAAUUUCAAAGGGACUUUAUCCGCUCUCUUCAUGGUUGGUUCAAGCUCACCCUUGUAUCUGUCCAUGGUGAGCCAACUAAUGGCAACAGGGACUCUUCAGAUUCAUUUAUGUUUUGCGAUGAAUGGAAGCUAGCGCUUGACCGUAUUCCUGACACUGUUGCAUCAGAAGCUAUCAAAAGCUUCAUAAAUGUUGUCCAUUCGAUAUAUGUGAAACAAACGGAGGAGCUGAAGAUAAAAAAGCGGACUGAAUCUGCAUCGAAGGAGCUUGAGAAAAAGGCUUCAAGUGUUAGGAGCAUUGAAAGGAAGUAUUACAACUCUUAUUCCAUGGUUGGCAUUGGACUACCUGAGAUGGGACCUGAUAAUGGUAAUGUCUUGGAUACACGAGACCCUCUGGCUGAGAAAAAGGCUGAGCUUGCAGCUAGCCAACGGCGUGUAGAAGAUGAGAUGGUGAAGCACUCUAGAGCAGUGGAGGUAACCAGAGCGAUGACUCUGAACAACAUUCAGACGGGGUUGCCGGGUGUUUUCCAGGCUAUGACCAGCUUUUCUUCCUUGAUGACAGAGGCCCUUGAGGCUGUAUGCACCAGUUCUUAUUCUAUUAAGUAGGAAACAACUUACAGAUAAACUUAAUACUAUUACUUAUUUUCUUUUUUGGCUAUUUUUUCCUCGGUUCUGGGCAAGGAGAUGAAAGAGAAAGGGCUGGCAGUUUUGGUUAUAGGCUCCUGUCAGCUAGUUGGCUUUUUCCCCUGAUAUUUUGCUAUAUGUUGUAGAUAUGUGGAAUUUUGCAAUUUUGUUUAUCGUGGGAAGAGGAAUAUUUUCUGUAUAGCAAAUUAUUUGCAAUAUUGCAUUGAAAUCAACAAUUUCAGCAGAUGAAUAAAUGUAUUCCCUUCUGUUAAGUGGAAAAA
Lycium ferocissimum is the source of this 2945-nucleotide messenger RNA. Its product is annotated as nitrate regulatory gene2 protein. The coding region runs from base 172 to 2646 and encodes 824 amino acids. The transcript is spliced from 4 exons. The record is from RefSeq and is a predicted model, not a curated record. NCBI's taxonomy places the organism in Eukaryota, Viridiplantae, Streptophyta, Magnoliopsida, Solanales, Solanaceae.